Messenger RNA from Prorocentrum cordatum, 1173 nucleotides. Lineage: Eukaryota; Dinophyceae; Prorocentrales; Prorocentraceae. The record is from the annotation of a GenBank genome assembly.
AUGGCGCCGUCGGCCGCUGGUGGGGAGCCAGGCGCUCGAGCAGCACGCCGCGACAAGUGGCUCUACAAAACGUGUCUGGGACCAGACCACAAGCCCUACGUCAAUUUUUCUGACAAGCUGUGCUGCAACAAUUGCGGCCUGGCCAAGAGCGUCGUGCACGGAGGCCCCGUCAAAGCUACAUCCCCAUCCAAGCCAGCGCCCUGGGCCCAAGGAGGAGCUCAAGGCAAAAUCACGGGAUCGAUCUCGGCGCAGCUGCUGGAGAUGCAGAAGCAGGCGCGGUCGCUCACCGCGGAGCUCAAACUGGCGAAGGCGAGGGCUCCCUCGGCCAGCGCGCCGACCACCGACGCCGAGAAGGGGGGCGAUGAACCAGGGGCCGAAUCGGCUGCCAAGAGGAGGCUGGAUGAGCUCGACAGCCUUCUCAAGCAGCUGGCGGGGGUCGAUGCCCCAGAGGUGGCCAAGCUGGUGGACCAGUGCAGGCAAGAGCAGACCAAGCUGCGCGCGCAGCUGUUCAUGGAGAAGCCGCCCUCGCAGCGCAUCAAGACCCUCGGCUUCAAGAUCACCAAGGUCGAACAGCAGGUCACCAAGCAACAGCAUGCUCGGGAAUCGAAGCAGGCGCAGCUGGAGGCCCUGCAAGCGGAGAUCGCCAAGCAGGAUGCCGCACUCGCAGGGUCCCGCAAGCAGCUGCUCGAGCUCGAGGGGCAACGAGUCCAACUCUUGGGUGCCAUGCCGCAGCCGCCCACGCAGCCGCCUGGAGCUGCAGCAGGACAAGACGAGAGCAGCUGGACGCUGCCCAAGCUGGAGCAGGUGCUGCUUGCUGCUGGGGCCGCUCCUGAUCUGCAGCAUGAGGUGGUUGCGAUUGUGGGCAAGCUCCGCCAGCACCGACUCGACCAGCACCAGCAAGCCCAAACUCAACGGGAGGCGGACGACAGGCGGGCCGCAGAACCCACCGAGCAGCAGCAGGACGAAGCCAUGGGCGAGGCUGCAGAGGAGGCCCAGGAGGAAGAGUCGGUCAACCAAGCUUCUGCUGAAGAGCUUCGAGAUUCCCUGCGUGAGUCUGGCGCUGAUUUCCCUGGUGCUGCAGACGCCUCGGGGGAAGAGCUGCGGGCCGCCGUCAAGCGCAUCCUCUUGGCCAAGCCAAAGUGGAAGGUGGUCAAGAAGCUACGCACAAUCUGA